Aspergillus bombycis is the source of this 2625-nucleotide messenger RNA. RefSeq names its product putative C6 transcription factor Prf. Bases 1 to 2625 code for a protein of 874 amino acids. Gene Ontology annotation, cellular component: nucleus. Gene Ontology annotation, biological process: regulation of DNA-templated transcription; DNA-templated transcription. The transcript has 6 exons. Lineage: Eukaryota; Fungi; Ascomycota; Eurotiomycetes; Eurotiales; Aspergillaceae. The record is from RefSeq and is a predicted model, not a curated record. Gene Ontology annotation, molecular function: DNA-binding transcription factor activity, RNA polymerase II-specific; DNA binding; zinc ion binding.
AUGGCGGAUUCUCUCGACGGACCUUUCUUUCCUCCAACCACCGAAACCUCCUCAACCCAGCCGUUACAUCCUUCGAUGGAUCACGAUACUGCAGAGGCUCAUGCAGGGCACAUCGAUCCGGACAGCUCGUACGUUCCCCGCCCUAAGCGCAUUGCAUGCGUCGUCUGCCGGCGAAGAAAAUUAAGAUGCGACGGGAGGAAACCAAGCUGUGGUACUUGUUCGAGGCUGGGACACGAAUGUGCGUACGAUGAAGUGCGCAAGAAAAGUGGUCCAAAGCGAGGUUAUGUGAAGCAGUUGGAGGCGCGUUUAGCCCAAGUCGAAACCUUACUGAAGACGCAGGAGGUGAACCCCUCCCACAACAGCCAAGGGAAUAGCGCCAACAUCACAGCACCGAAAGAGUUCGGCAUCCCGGAGGCGGUCCCGUUCACAAACAGUAUUGAUGCACCCAUGUCAUCCCCCGAAGGCGAAAUCAAUAAUAUCCAGUCAAACGAGACCUUCUUGACACCGGGGUUAGAUCGCACGGGUAAUUUUGGGUGGGACAUGAUAAGUUUGGGGCUGGAAGAACCUCUGCCUGACCGAGAAAUCAUUGACGAAUUAAACCAGAUCUACUUUGAGAAAAUCCACCCUUAUAUGCCCGUCUUACACCGUCUCAGACAUCUGGCAGCUAUGGAUCUAGCUCCAAGUGUACGACCUCCCGUGUGUUUGCAGUACAUUACCUGGUGCCAAGCUGCGUCUGUCAGCGAGAAAUACUCAAAUUUACAUGCGCUUUUCUACCAGCGAGCCCGCAAAUACGCAGAACUGGACGAAAUGAAGGGACUGGGGGAGAACAUCUUGUCUUUGCCGUACUGCCAAACUUGGUUGCUCAUCGGCACGUAUGAAUUUCGAAUGAUGUUCUUCCCCCGGGCAUGGCUCAGUGUUGGUAAAGCUGCAAGGUUAGCACUUAUGCUCGGUCUGAAUCGAUUGGACGGUAUGGGUCUUGAGGUAAAACAAUCAUUACCGCCCGCAAGAGAUUGGACAGAGAAGGAAGAACGACGAAGGGUGUUCUGGAUGGCUUUCUGUGUCGACCGUUUUGCAAGCGUCGGGACCGGAUGGCCAGUUCUUAUCGAUGAGAGAGAUGUCAAGACGAACCUACCUGCUACCGAAGAAGCGUUCGUCAAGAGCAAACCGCAGAGGACACUACGCGUUGAGGACAUUCUGGCGGGGGAUGGACUCUCCACCUUGUCGUCGUUCGGGAGUGUUUCUUUCAUGGCAUACAUGUUUGGACGGAACCUUUCACACCUGCAUCGCCCUGACCCUCAAGACAAUGACCAUGACCUGAAUGGGCUGUACUGGCAGCGGCACAGAUCGCACGAUAACGUACUACUGCACUUUUCCCUAGCAAUGCCCAACCAUCUCCGACUACCAGCUGGAAUGUCUGAUCCCAACGUCAUCUUCUGUAACAUGGCGAUCCACACUUCCACAAUAUGCCUUCAUCAAGCCGCUAUCUUCAAGGCCGAGAAAAACAGGAUGCCCGAACAGAUCAUCACAGAAAGUAAACGAAGAUGUAUUGUUGCUGCUGACCAAAUCUCUAAUAUUAUGAAGAUGAUCAGCCACAUGGACCUAACGGCUUUAAAUCCUUUCAUGUCAUACUCUGUCUACGUCGCUGCGCGCGUCUUCGUACAGUAUCUCAAAUCCCGCCCCGACGACUCAGCUGCUCGUUCCUCUCUCGGAUUUGUCUUCACCGCACUCGAUGCCAUGAAGAAUAAGAACCCCUUGACCGAAUCUUUCCUUGUCCAGUUGGAUGUCGAUAUCGAAGGUACUCCAUUCCGAGACAUUCGACAAGCAAAAAGGCCUCGUCUCACAAACAAAGUGCAAACCAAGGGUCGCGGCUGCAACCCCCUCGUACCAUUAGACCAACACCAAAAGCAACAAUCUGCAAUUGAGGAAGGGCCCGCCAGGCUAUCAACUGGCCCACAGCAACACUACUACACGCCCUCAUCUCUACCCUCUCGUGAAGAGCAGAGCCUUCCACAACUACAGAACAGAAACCCUCCUUCUUCGGAUCCUUUCGCAAAAUCGCCGUUUAAUCUCAGCUCGGGAACUGAAUCUGGACCAGGGACUGACACAGGUCUUUCGCCUGAGUUCACCGACAAGAGUUCGAACAAUAGUCCAGUGUCAAACGAUACAUCAAUACUAAACGCGACUACCAUACACGACCCGUCUUCUUCCACCUACAUACCCCUGGGUCAGUCCUCGUCUCUCAAGCAGCAGCCAUCAACCUCAGCAUCUCUCAAUCAAGCCAACCAUCAACAAUCACAUACCUCUCUCAACACUAGUAGCGCAGUAAACAUGAGUAUGGGUACCACCCCAUUUGGCGCCUUUGAUAUCGAUUUCUCUUCCCAGUUGUAUCCAACUGGCAUAGUAACUCCCCUCGACUCUAACGGUUCGGAAGGGUCUAUUCCCAUGCCUACGUGGGAUUUUGGCGCACCUCAAACUUCGAACGGUGAAAAUGUCGACAUGAUCACCACCGGCAUGGAAUCAUUAGAAGCACAGUGGGCACAGUUACUAGGCUCAGGUCCAGGUACAAGUACAGGCGCAGGCACAGGCACAGGCACAGGCUGGGACUCAUGGCGAAAUCAAGUAUAG